This is a messenger RNA of Cebus imitator (Panamanian white-faced capuchin), 876 nucleotides long. Its product is annotated as biogenesis of lysosome-related organelles complex 1 subunit 2. Lineage: Eukaryota; Metazoa; Chordata; Mammalia; Primates; Cebidae. The transcript has a single exon. Gene Ontology annotation, biological process: endosomal transport; lysosome localization. Gene Ontology annotation, molecular function: gamma-tubulin binding. The record is from RefSeq and is a predicted model, not a curated record. Bases 109 to 408 code for a protein of 99 amino acids. Gene Ontology annotation, cellular component: BLOC-1 complex; gamma-tubulin complex; BORC complex.
UUGAAAAAAGAAGGGCGUGAGGAGCCCGCUCGAGACGAUGCCGCCGUGGAGACAGCUGAGGAAGCAAAGGAGCCCGCUGAAGCUGACAUCACUGAGCUCUGCCGGGACAUGUUCUCCAAAAUGGCCACUUACCUGACUGGGGAACUGACGGCCACCAGUGAAGACUAUAAGCUCCUGGAAAAUAUGAAUAAACUCACCAGCUUGAAGUAUCUUGAAAUGAAAGAUAUUGCUAUAAACAUUAGUAGGAACUUAAAGGACUUAAACCAGAAAUAUGCUGGACUGCAGCCUUACCUGGAUCAGAUCAACGUCAUUGAAGAGCAGGUAGCAGCUCUUGAGCAGGCAGCUUACAAGUUGGAUGCAUAUUCAAAAAAACUGGAAGCCAAAUACAAGAAGCUGGAGAAGCGAUGAGAAACCUGUUUUUAUGGGAUAGAGUCUUUUUUUUUUUUUUUUUAACAUGGAAGAAUGUUUUAUAAAACCCAAAUCCUGAGGCUGAUGAAUUGUGAAAACUCCUCAAAAGGAAACUAAGCUGGUCAUCCCAGGAACAUCUCAAUGUUGGAGUAAACUGGAGGACUGUGGCUAUUCGUGAACCUUCUUUGAGGCAGUAUCCCUCAGAACCUCACACUUAAAACUCCUUACCUUUUACUUGAAUGCUUUGCCGUAUUCAGGACAGAGACUCUCUCAAAGUUUAGAAUACAGCUGGGCUUGCCAGUAAAAUCAAAUGAGAGGACCUAUUUUCUCUGGUAGUGGAUGAAUACUACAUUAUUUUCUUAAGUGGCUGGUUUUUUAGUUACUAUGUAAAUGGUUGGUUUUUUUUCUGUUAAUGAUGCUAAUGUGUUAUAAACAAGAUUCUAAAUUUAAAAAGGAAAAGAAAACAAA